Homo sapiens (human) is the source of this 2690-nucleotide messenger RNA. RefSeq names its product post-GPI attachment to proteins 2 (gene PGAP2). Gene Ontology annotation, cellular component: Golgi membrane. Lineage: Eukaryota; Metazoa; Chordata; Mammalia; Primates; Hominidae. The transcript has 6 exons. Bases 827 to 1777 code for a protein of 316 amino acids. The record is from RefSeq and is a predicted model, not a curated record.
CCUGUAGAGACAAGAAGACAGUAAUGAGGGGCCUUGAGUCUGUCUUCUUCUUUUUUUUUUUUUCUUGAGAUGGAAUCUCGCUUUGUCACCCAGGCUGGAGUGCAAUGGCACGAUCUCGGCUUACUGCAACCUCCGCCUCCCAGGUUCAAGCGAUUCUCCUGUCUCAGCCUCCCGAGUAGCUGGGAUUACAGGCACACCGCCACCAUGACUGGCUAACUUUUUGUAUUUUAGUAGUGACGGGGUUUCACUGUGUUACCCAGGCUGGUCUCGAACUCCUGACCUCAGGCAAUCCAGUUCCUUCAGGCAACCUUCCAAGGAAAUGGUUUCCAGGCUCUUCCCUAUCCUGAAUGUACCGUUGAACUUGGCCCAGUUUGUCACUGUUCUCUGCUGGGCCUUGAUUUGGGUAUAGAACUCCAGGUGGCCUGGGCAGUACAGGCAAAAGCAGGACUAUUCAUUCUUAUUCCUGGCUGUUAGACCUCUGUUGAGGCAGCCUGAGCUGCUAUUAGCUGUUUCUGCACAGGUACAGGCUGAACAUCGAUAUCUCAUAUUCAGGCUUGUUGAGAUCUCUUUUGUAUCCUGCUUCUGUCAUCAUAGGAUUUAGCCAUUUCUCCAGUGAGGCCCAACAAGCCCUCUCAGUCCUGCUCUAACAAAAAACGGCCAGACCCCUUUUUGCUUUCUCUCUUUCCCUUAUUGGAAACCUGCCUAUGACCCUGGAUACAACUCUCAGGAAGGUCCCUGCCCCCAUCACUGGCAAAGAAGCUACUGCCAGCUGACCUCAGCCACUAUCACUUCUUCCCUUUGCAGAGUGUUCUAGGAUUUAUGACAUAUGCUUGUUGAUCCUGGGAAGGAUGUGUGCCUGGGCAGGCGUGGAGAAUUGGGUACUGUGGGCGGGAGGGCAGGCCCUGAGGAGCAGGGGGUGGGAUCCUCCAGUCUUAGAAUAGUCCCAGUCUGGCUACAACCUUCAACCCAAGACCCGGAUUCUUCAGCACCGAGUGCCACGCCCUGCAGGAUGUUCUCUGCGGCCUCCCAGCCUUUGGACCCCGAUGGGACCUUGUUCCGGCUUCGCUUCACAGCCAUGGUCUGGUGGGCCAUCACUUUUCCUGUGUUCGGCUUCUUCUUCUGCAUCAUCUGGUCCCUGGUGUUCCACUUUGAGUACACGGUGGCCACUGACUGUGGGGUGCCCAAUUACCUGCCCUCGGUGAGCUCAGCCAUCGGCGGGGAGGUGCCCCAGCGCUACGUGUGGCGUUUCUGCAUCGGCCUGCACUCGGCGCCUCGCUUCUUGGUGGCCUUCGCCUACUGGAACCACUACCUCAGCUGCACCUCCCCGUGUUCCUGCUAUCGCCCGCUCUGCCGCCUCAACUUCGGCCUCAAUGUCGUGGAGAACCUCGCGUUGCUAGUGCUCACUUAUGUCUCCUCCUCCGAGGACUUCACCAUCCACGAAAAUGCUUUCAUUGUGUUCAUUGCCUCAUCCCUCGGGCACAUGCUCCUCACCUGCAUUCUCUGGCGGUUGACCAAGAAGCACACAGUAAGUCAGGAGGAUCGCAAGUCCUACAGCUGGAAACAGCGGCUCUUCAUCAUCAACUUCAUCUCCUUCUUCUCGGCGCUGGCUGUCUACUUUCGGCACAACAUGUAUUGUGAGGCUGGAGUGUACACCAUCUUUGCCAUCCUGGAGUACACUGUUGUCUUAACCAACAUGGCGUUCCACAUGACGGCCUGGUGGGACUUCGGGAACAAGGAGCUGCUCAUAACCUCUCAGCCUGAGGAAAAGCGAUUCUGAACCCUUCAGUCCUGCUUGGGAGGACGCAGCCCACUGCCCAGAAACAAGAAACACGAUACCAUUCUGGCCUUCCCCACCCCACAUCCUCUCUUGGCCUUACUGAAGAUGGGGGAAGGGUAAGAAGGAAGGGUGUAGGCCAAGGCUCACCCCAGUGCUGCUGGCUUCUCCUCUCCACCCCUCAUAUGGGCGUGGGGUCCUCAAACAUCACCUUUACCUGAGAGGCCCCAAGAAGCUGAGCUGGCAGAGAGCUCCACCAUUUGGUGCUAAAAAAAAAAACGUCCUGAGGUUCAUGACCACCAUCCAGUUUCUGGCCUUUACACAGUCACCUUUCACUGAGGUCAGGAGCCCCUGAGCAGUGGCUGCUCCCUGACAACCACAGCCAUUUCUCUGCACGGGGGUCAUUCAUAGGACUAAUGUAUUUCAUGAUCUACUGUGCACAUCCAGGCCUGUGGCCACAGUCCCCUGCUAAAGUUGCUCAGGUGUUCUAGUCCUGACUUCACCUUUUUGAUUUGGUGUGUGCCCUAGGGUAUGUACCCUUCCCCAUCUGAGCCUCGGUGUGUCCAUGUGUCUGGCGGGGGAUGGGUGGACUGUAUGAUUUCCAAGGACUCUACCAGUCAGUGGUUCUGAUGUCAUCGGGUGGAGGUGGUGUUCUAUACCUAAAGGAUGACCUGCUCCAGAAACAGCACCAGCACAGCAUGUAUUUUCUUCUCUUCUGAAAGUUCUGGCUUGUAGACCCCUCCCCUCCUUUGCAAAGGUAUGGGAUAGAGGGGUCAGAUGCAGAUCUCUACUGUAAAAUGGGCUCCCUGGUAUCUCCUGUCUUCCCUACUGCUCCAAACCCUAAAUUUUGGUUGUACAUUUUAUUUGAAAGGAAAAUAAAUUUUUUUUUUGGGCCAACAGUUGCCUAGGCUUGCUA